Messenger RNA from Cladophialophora yegresii CBS 114405, 912 nucleotides. RefSeq lists its product as uncharacterized. The transcript is spliced from 2 exons. The coding region runs from base 1 to 912 and encodes 303 amino acids. Lineage: Eukaryota; Fungi; Ascomycota; Eurotiomycetes; Chaetothyriales; Herpotrichiellaceae. The record is from RefSeq and is a predicted model, not a curated record. Gene Ontology annotation, molecular function: oxidoreductase activity.
AUGGCACAAGCAGCAGUCCAACAGCCCGGUGGGCACUCUACCUCGUUCGAGCCUUUGACGGCCCGACUGCAGGGCCCUUCCAACACUCAGCACGAGAAGCAUCAUGUCCGCACGAGCCUCAACUACUACAAGGAUCCUGGCGAUGGCAGCGCCCCCCAACCGUCCUAUAUAGGCAAGCCCGAAACGUACGAGAGACCGGUCGAGCCGCUGGAAGUGACCGUCACCGACAUCCGAGGCGAGGAGAAGAACUAUAACCUGGACAAGAACGGAUUUGAGAUCUACCGCCAUACAAGCGUCGAGAAAGACUUUGUCGACGACGACCAGAUCAAGGCGCAAUACUACCCAGAAGUCGAGCAGCUUCUAAAGGACGCGACGGGGGCCUCCCGUGUCUUCAUCUUCGACCACACCAUCCGUCGGGCUCCCAAGGACCGUGCGAACCCGGCAACGCUCCUGCGUGGACCAGUAAACCGCGUGCACAUCGACCAGAGCUACAGCGCGUCCAAGUCCCGCGUCCCCCAUCACCUGCCCGACGAGGCCGACCGACUGCUCCAGACUCGCUAUCAGAUAAUCAACGUCUGGCGGCCUAUCAAGACUAUCCUGAAGGAUCCGCUGACCGUCGCUGAUGCUCACUCGGUUCCAGACUCGGACCUCAUUGGCGUGGGCCUGAUCUAUCCAGACCGAAAAGGCGAGACCUACACAGUCCGCCCCAACCACCAGCACAAGUGGUACUAUUUGUACGGCCAGACGCCCGAGGAGGUCCUCCUGAUCAAGUGCUUCGAUUCGAAGCUGGACGGCCGAGCAAGACGGGUACCACACACUGCGUUUGUCAAUCCCGAGACUGUCAACGAGUACUCGAGGGAGUCGAUCGAGGUGCGCUGCUUGGUUUUCCACGAGGAUCAGCCAGCCGAGUGA